Striga asiatica is the source of this 1296-nucleotide messenger RNA. NCBI's taxonomy places the organism in Eukaryota, Viridiplantae, Streptophyta, Magnoliopsida, Lamiales, Orobanchaceae. The record is from the annotation of a GenBank genome assembly.
AUGGCAAUUAUACCUUGUGGGAGUACUUGCGUGAGCCGGUGGGCCGUUCAACCUAAUUUUGCACUUAGGCCCUCUUUCACAAAUAAAUUAUGCACGUCCUCACAUAGUUCAUCAAGCAGGAACAAAUCAGUGGCAUCACGAAGUUUCGCAUUUUUUUCACAAGAACCACUAAAUGCUCUUUCCAGUUCAAGAUCAUACAAGAAUCCAUGUCAGAGGAGGGGAGCUCGGUUCAUUGUUAGAGCUGAUAGAGACUACUAUUCCGUGCUUGGUGUAUCUAAAAACUCGAGCAAGUCGGAGAUAAAAAGCGCCUAUAGGAAGCUGGCCAGAAGCUAUCAUCCGGACGUGAACAAAGAAGCUGGAGCAGAGGAAAAGUUCAAGGAGAUUAGUAAUGCAUACGAGGUUUUAUCAGACGAUGAGAAGCGCUCGAUUUACGACAGAUAUGGCGAAGCAGGCCUUAAAGGCGCAGGCAUGGGCAUGGGGUCCCUCUUCGAGGGCAUGGGCGGCGGCCCCCGCCGCAGCCGAGCAACGGAGGGCGAGGACCAGCUCUACACCCUCGUCCUCGAUUUCAAAGAUGCCGUCUUCGGCACCGACAAGGAAAUCGAGAUCUCCCGCCUCGACUCCUGCCCGACCUGCAACGGCUCCGGCGCGAAACCCGGCACCACUCCCUCCACCUGCGCUGCGUGCUCCGGCCAGGGCCAGGUCAUCUCCUCCGCGCGGACCCCUCUCGGAGUCUUCCAACAGGUCUCCACCUGCUCGGCCUGCGGCGGCUCCGGCGAGACCUCCGCCCCGUGCCCCGCCUGCGGCGGCCACGGCCGCCUCCGGAAAUCCAAGCGGAUAAGCCUGAAAGUCCCCGCCGGAGUCGACUCCGGCAGCCGGCUCCGGGUCCGGUCGGAAGGGAACGCGGGCCUGAGGGGGGGCCCGCCGGGAGACCUCUUCGUGGCGAUUGAGGUUCGGGAAGACCCGGUUUUGAAGAGGGACGAGACGAAUGUACUGUACACGUGUAAGGUGCCGUACACAGAAGCGAUUCUCGGGACGACGGUGAAAGUGCCGACCGUAGAUGGGAUGGUGGAUUUGAAAAUCCCGGCGGGGACUCAGCCGGGGACUACACUUGUGAUGGCGAAAAAGGGGGUCCCGUUUUUGAAUAAACGGAAUAUGAGGGGAGAUCAGCUGGUGAAGGUGCAGGUGGAGAUUCCCAAGAGGUUGAGUGGGGAGGAGAGGAAGCUGGUCGAGGAGCUGGCUAGCAUUAGCAAGGAGAAGGAGAAGGAGAAGGAGAAGGCUACUAAUGCUAGGAGGUGA